This is a messenger RNA of Brachypodium distachyon (stiff brome), 2304 nucleotides long. Its product is annotated as transcription factor LG2. Gene Ontology annotation, molecular function: sequence-specific DNA binding; DNA-binding transcription factor activity. Gene Ontology annotation, biological process: DNA-templated transcription; regulation of DNA-templated transcription. NCBI's taxonomy places the organism in Eukaryota, Viridiplantae, Streptophyta, Magnoliopsida, Poales, Poaceae. The coding region runs from base 465 to 2099 and encodes 544 amino acids. The transcript has 13 exons. The record is from RefSeq and is a predicted model, not a curated record.
CCCCCCUUUUUAAAAAAGCUUGUGUGCCUUUCUCUCAAUAUAUACUUUUUAAGUUUUUUGAAACGUUCUCUCUCUCUAUUCAAUGCUCCUCUUGUUGAGUACUUGCCGUCUCAGAGGAGAGAGACAGAGGGCGACCAAUGGGAGAUGAAAGGUGGUUACAAGGAGUGGAGCAGGAGGCAGAAUCCCUGACAGCAAAGCCCCACCGCAUCUCUCUCUCUAGCCUGUGAAGAAAAAGAAAGACAGGGUCGUAGGACGUGUUGAAGAGGACAAGAUCUUCUUUGCAGUACAGUGGAUGAAACUCCAAGGCGGAUUCAAUUUGCCAGUGGUGUGAGAACCCAGAAGCAAAGAGCUAGCCAGGCAGAGCAGCGGCAAUCCCAUCAUUCAUCUCUCCCUCCCCUCGCAUGCUUGCUCCAGGAUGCCUCUCGUUGGCAGCAGCAGCAGCAGCAGCAGCAUAGCUGGUGAUCAUGGUGCAAGGUGAGGAGAGUUCUUGGAGGAUGGCGAGCGCCCAUGACCAUGAGAGAGCAGCAGUGCACCUCAACCAAGCAGCACUUCCAUAUCAUGGCGGAGUCCAAGCACACGCGUCCGCUGCACUGCCUGCCAGCUUCUUGGACUUCCAGCCUGCAGCCGCGGCCGCCGCCUACUUCGGGGAGCUGGAGGAAGCCCUCAUCCAUGGCGCAGCCAACGCCGGCGGUGUCGGUCAUCAUCCCGGCAGCAUGAUCACCAGUGACAUGCACAGUGCAAAGUCGGCAGCGGCAGGAUACCUCGCGGCCAGGCCCCCCACGCUGGAGAUCUUCCCUUCGUGGCCAAUGAGGCACCAACAGCAGCUGCACAGUGGGAAUUCGCAGCAGUCAGUCGGGAGCACCACUGACUCGAGCUCAGCUCGGAACACAAUGGCGCAGAUGGAGCUGGUGUCCCCAGGCCCAGCCAGCAGCAUCAGGCCCUCGCCCCCCUCCUCCUCCGAGCAGCAGCCGCAGCAGCAACGGCAGGAGGUCAUGAUGGUGACCACUGACGAUUACAGCUACAAGCCAGCCUUCGCUCCUCCACCUGCAACCCUCGCUGCCGCCCCAAGCUUUCAGCAGCAGCUGCAGCUGCCGCUGCACGGAGGCGACCAUGACAAGAGGAAACAUGGACUCGCAAGGAAAGAUGGCAAGUUGGUAGAUUCCAAGACGGAACGGCGACUAGCACAGAACAGAGAAGCUGCAAAGAAGAGCAGGCUGAGGAAAAAGGCUUACGUGCAGAACUUGGAAACUAGCAGGGUCAGGCUCCAGCAGAUGGAGCAAGAACUCCAGAGAGCACGGUCGCAGGGGACAUUUCUUGGAGGGUGCAGCGGAUCCGGGGACCUGAGCUCUGGGGCGGCCGUGUUCGACAUGGAGUACGCGCGGUGGCUGGACGACGACGGCAAGCGGCUGGCGGAGCUCCGCGGCGCGCUGCAGGCGCACCUGGUGGACGGCAACCUGGGGCUCAUCGUGGAGGAGUGCAUGCGGCACUACGACGAGCUCUUCGGCCUCAAGGAGGAGCUCGCCCGCUCCGACGUCUUCCACCUCCUCACCGGCUCCUGGGCCACCCCCGCCGAGCGCUGCUUCUUCUGGAUCGGCGGCUUCCGCCCUUCCGACAUCCUCAAGAUACUGAUCCAGCAGCUGGAUCCACUGACGGAGCAGCAGCUGAUGGGGAUCUACGGGCUGAAGCAGUCGUCGGAGCAGGCGGAGGAGGCGCUCGCGCAGGGGCUGCAGCAGCUGCACCAGUCGCUGGCCGACACGGUCGCCGCCGGCACGCUCAACGAGGGCGCCGCCGUCCCCAACUACAUGGGACUCAUGGCCAUCGCGCUCGACAAGCUCGCCAGCCUCGAAGGCUUCUACCAGCAGGCUGACAAUCUAAGGAAGCAAACGUUGCAUCAGAUGCGCCGGAUUCUAACAACCCGACAGGCUGCUCGGUGUUUCCUCUCCAUUGGGGAGUACUACCGCCGACUUCGAGCUCUCAGCAACCUUUGGGCUUCCCGUCCUCGCGAGAACUUCAUUGGGACCGACAGUCUUAGCCCCACAGGAACCGAGCUGCAAGGUUUGCACCACCAGCCACAACAGAAUCAGUUCUCCGGAUUUUGAGGCUUCUCCUGGAGGGUGUAACUUAGGCGUCAGUGAUGUUAGAAAGAGAGGAGAGAGUGAUUGUAAUGUUCUAUCAUCGAUUAAAGUAUCUGAGAAAGCAACAUCACUAGGAAAAGAAGAGGGGGAAAUUGUUGGGGUGCAAUGCUGAAUGCCUCUCACCUGUUCUAAUGGCUCUUGAACUGAUUGGAGAGUUAGCAACAGCAAA